AAAUAAGUUAAAAAUAUAAUUAAAAAUCAAAAAUAUUUUAUGAUUAUGUAAGCUUUAAUAAAUUUAAAAAUAAUGUCAUUAUUGAAAGAAAAGCUGUUGUUUGGUGGAGCAUUGUCAUGUUUUAUUCCUACAAAUUCCCAAGAUGCAAGCAUGAUUAGAGACAUUCCAGACAAUCAAGAAGUCUUUUUACAUGCUUCAAAUGAGCAAAGCAUAAUGAUUGACAUAGUGGAGUACCAAGCUGUUGAAGGUGAAGAAUCGGCCAGAUAUUAUUUUGAAGAUCUUGCAUCAUUGAAUGACUCAUCUGAAAACAAAGUUUUAUGUGUUGAAAGAGUUCACAAAGAAGACACUUGCAUGAAAAUCCAUUCUGAAGCCUGGGCAUUAUCUGGUCAACAAUAUGCAACAAAAUUUAAUGAAAAAACAAAAAAUUUGAUUGAAAUCAAUUUAUUGUUGUAUCGACUACCACAAUUCUCUACUGACAUACUUGUUAUCAUGAAUAGUCCUUUGUGCGUUCAAACAUCAACCAUCGAUAUCUGGACCAAAGAUAUCUUUAAACAAAUGGCUUGUUCGUUAAAUAUUAUAGACUCUACUAUAUUUGUGUAACAUGGCAACAUUUAAAGUUACAAGAUCUUAAUGAAAAGUAUUUAUAUGUAUUAUAUAAUAUUACUGUAUUAAAUAGAUAUUUUCAUUCUUAAAAA
This is a messenger RNA of Hydra vulgaris (swiftwater hydra), 695 nucleotides long. RefSeq names its product ran guanine nucleotide release factor. Gene Ontology annotation, biological process: regulation of sodium ion transmembrane transporter activity; regulation of membrane depolarization; protein import into nucleus. Lineage: Eukaryota; Metazoa; Cnidaria; Hydrozoa; Anthoathecata; Hydridae. Gene Ontology annotation, cellular component: nucleus. The record is from RefSeq and is a predicted model, not a curated record. Gene Ontology annotation, molecular function: guanyl-nucleotide exchange factor activity; sodium channel regulator activity; transmembrane transporter binding.